AUGGCUGUUCUUGAACCCUUCAGAGGCAACUAUUAUCUAUGGAAAUACCUUCCAUCCGUCCCAGCAGCUAUUAUCUUCUGUAUCAUCUUUCUCACGACCACAUUUGCAUACAUGUGGAAGAUUUGGAAAACUCGCGCCUGGUUCUGCAUCCCGAUGGCUAUUGGCGGCUACAUGGAAUUCCUCGGCUACGUCUUCCGCGCCGUGGCCCACAACAAAACCGGCAAACUCAUGCCCUUCGUCACCUCGCAGAACAACAUCCUCCUCGCGCCCGUCCUCUUCGCCGCGUCCAUCUACAUGACGCUCGGCCGCGUGAUCCGCAUCGUCAACGGCGAGCAGCACGCCAUCAUCCGGCCCUCGCGGCUGACCAAGGUCUUCGUCGCGGGCGACGUCCUCGCGCUCGCGAUCCAGGGCUCCGCCGCCGGCCUGAUGGUCGUCAGCGAGUACGCCAAGAUCGCGCAGGGCAUCGUCGUCGCGGGGCUCGUCUUCCACAUCUGCGUGUUCGGCGUGUUCUGGACGACGGCGUGGACGUUCCACUCGCGCAUGAAGAAGGACCCGGGCUAUCACGAGAUCGGGCCGGACGUCAAAUGGGAGCAGGCGCUGCGCAUGCUGUACGGGGCGAGCGGGCUGAUUAUGGCGCGAUCGGUCUUUCGGAUUAUUGAGUUUGUGAUGGGGAAUGAUGGGUAUUUGUUGAGCAAUGAGUGGCCGCUGUAUAUCUUUGACUCGAUGCCGAUGUUUGCGGUGAUGGGGACCUUUUGGUACUGGUUCCCAUCUUCUGUGGGUAGGAAGGGCGACUGGGUGCCAACUUCAUCGGCGAAUGACUUGGUUUCUGGUAUGGAGAGUGUGGAGUUGAGAAACAGCGUGAAGGUUUAG
Messenger RNA from Colletotrichum chrysophilum, 870 nucleotides. RefSeq lists its product as uncharacterized. Gene Ontology annotation, cellular component: membrane. The record is from RefSeq and is a predicted model, not a curated record. Bases 1 to 870 code for a protein of 289 amino acids. NCBI's taxonomy places the organism in Eukaryota, Fungi, Ascomycota, Sordariomycetes, Glomerellales, Glomerellaceae. The transcript is spliced from 2 exons.